This is a messenger RNA of Adineta steineri, 1302 nucleotides long. Lineage: Eukaryota; Metazoa; Rotifera; Eurotatoria; Adinetida; Adinetidae. The record is from the annotation of a GenBank genome assembly.
AUGUCAUCAACAAAUGAAAUAGGACUUGAGACUGAACGUGUUCAAUGUUCAUCGGAAAUUGAUUUAAGUGAUCUUCAUUGUUCAACAAUAUGUGAAAAUAUUCUAUGGAAACCAGUCGCUUGUCAACAAUGUGAAACUCAUUUCUGUUCAAUGUGUAUCACAAAAUGGCUAGGAAACAAUCCGAAUCAAUGUCCGAUGCGAUGCGAUAAUUUCAUUCAACGAUCAUGCUCAAAAUUCAUUGCUAGACAAUUGGCCAAAUUGCAAAUCGCUUGUAUUUAUCAACCUAAUGGUUGUAAUGAGGUCAUUUUAUAUGAAGCACUCGAAAAACAUGAGAUGAUAUGUGGCUAUCAACUUGUAAAAUGUACUGGUUGUCUAUUAGAAAUGUUACAAAAGGAUUUGACUGAACAUCAAUCUAAAUGUGCAUCUGUUCUAAUGACAUGUGAAGAUUGCAAAAUUGUUUGUAGACAAAAUGAUGUGCUUACACAUCAUUCUGACAGAAUCUGUCUUAGGGAACAACUUCGACAAUUUCAACAUGAAUCACAAUAUGAGACUCAACAACUUAGAGAACAACUUCGACAAGCACAACAUGAUCAAACGACAUUAUUAGUGUCGCGAGGUAUUAUUGCAGAUGAUAAUCCUGUAAAAAGAAUUCAUAUACAAUCUACGGUCGAAACUGAUACACUUGAUAGAAAUCGAAUUGUUCUCGACAACAACUCACAUUCAGUUUUAAAUGAUCAAUUGUUAUGUUCGGAAUGUCGCAAUGUGAUCUGGCGACCAGUUUCUUGUGGAAAAUGUGGAGCUAUUUUUUGCAAAAAAUGUCGUCCUCAAAAUAACUUUUUUGAUAAAAUUACGACAUUUUUCGGUGGUCAACGUGUUCGACAUGGAAGAAACAAUUGCGAAAAAUUCGAAGAAAUACCAGUACCUAAUUAUAUUACUACUGAACUUGAUGGAUUACGAGUUCGGUGUGUAUAUGCUCCGAAUGGAUGUCGGAUAAUUUCACGUUACUACGAUCUUGAACGGCAUGAAAAGCAAUGUGAAUUCGAAAUGAUUCCUUGUCAACUUUGUCAACUACCUUUAUCAAAGCGACCACCGAUGAUGCAGCAUACAUUACAUGCAUGUUUCGAGCAAAUGCAGAGAGAAAAUCCUGCUAGAAUUCAACAGCAAUUUAUGAUACUUCUCAAUACUAUUGAAAAAACUGAAGCCGACAAUCGUCGUCUCCAAUCAACCAUAGAUGAUGUCAAAACACAAUUGAACCAUUUGAAUUCAAUAUGUGUCAAGAAAACUGAUAAAGAUGACAAAUAA